This is a messenger RNA of Xyrauchen texanus (razorback sucker), 657 nucleotides long. RefSeq names its product general transcription factor II-I repeat domain-containing protein 2-like. The transcript has a single exon. NCBI's taxonomy places the organism in Eukaryota, Metazoa, Chordata, Actinopteri, Cypriniformes, Catostomidae. The record is from RefSeq and is a predicted model, not a curated record. The coding region runs from base 1 to 657 and encodes 218 amino acids.
AUGGAGUCCAUAAAGGGGACAACACGAGGAGUGGACUUGUAUGACAGCUUGACUGGUGUCAUCGAGAGGCUUAAGUUACCAUGGUGUAAACUUGUGAAUGUCACCACAGAUGGAUCGCCAAAUUUGACAGGAAAAAACGUUGGGCUGCUGAAAAGAAUCCAGGAUAAGGUGAAAGAGGAAAACCCUGAGUUGGAUAUCAUUUUCCUGCACUGCAUAAUCCACCAGGAAGUCCUGUGCAAGUCUGUCUUGCAGCUUGAUCACGUAGUGAAGGUAGUCGUAAAGCUUGUAAACUUCAUUAGAGCAAGAGGACUUAACCAUCGUCAGUUCAUUCAAUUCCUUGAAGAAACUGAUGCUGAUCACCAGGACUUACUGUACCACUCUAAUGUCCGUUGGUUAAGUUUGGGAAAAGCAUGUCAGCGAGUGUGGGAGCUCAAAGGGGAGAUAAGCUCAUUUUUGGAGUUAAUGGGGAAGGCUGGUGAUUUUCCUGAGCUGAGCGACACAGACUGGCUUUGUGAUUUUGCGUUCGCUGUGGACAUAUUGGCACAUAUGAACGUGCUGAAUGAGAAGCUACAAGGGAAAGAUCAAUUUGUGCAUGACAUGCAUGCAAAUGUGAAAGCCUUCAAAACCAAAUUGACUUUAUUCUCAAGGCAAAUUUAA